Molecule: messenger RNA, 3288 nt
Organism: Toxoplasma gondii ME49
Lineage: Eukaryota; Apicomplexa; Conoidasida; Eucoccidiorida; Sarcocystidae
Product: protein phosphatase 2C domain-containing protein
Exons: 7
Coding region: 992-2638 (548 amino acids)
Biological process (GO): protein dephosphorylation
Molecular function (GO): protein serine/threonine phosphatase activity
Source: RefSeq, a predicted model, not a curated record
CUGAAAGACAGAAAACCAGUGAGUGAUUCGUGACACACUAAGAUACCCACAAGGUAAGGCGAUUUGCAGAGUUGUUCUUCCUUUCGUAUCUUGCGCACACCACCCGGGCACCGGGUGUGGCAUCUCCCCUCAAGGUCCCAUCGCAGAGGCAUUAGUAUCAUGGACACCUUCCUCUGGUUAUGCUGUUCUUCUAUCUCCUUAUUUUUCUCCAGGAGGAAGAAUUUACAUGUGGCAAGCAUGUGAAAUUCUGGUGAGUCCCUGGAAAACGUUCGUUUUCCCCGUCUCAGUUGUCUUCCCUCUAUCUCAGUUCCGUGUCGCGAGAUCUGUCUACACCAGCGCCCGGUGGGUCGGUCCGUUUCUUGGGCACCGAGGAUCGACGACUCUCAAGUCUCUUUUUUUUGUAUGCUGGCGGGCUGUGUGUUACCUCUACUUCACUCCUAUCUCGUUAUCCGUCACUCUUUUUUGUGAAGUCUACGCGUCUUUAGGCGCGAUCGAAAAGGCUUUUCUUCUCUGCGUUCUACCCCGCCCCGCUAACCGUCUGCUCUCACGUAAAACUGUCUCGCCUCCACGAAAGGGGAGGACACACGGAGAAACAAAGAGAUAUCGGGCGACAGAAUACAUCGAGACGUCGGAGAGCAAGAAGGAUCAGGCGAGAACGUCGACUUGUUUUAUUCUCUGUCGGGCGCGCGUUCUUCACACCCUCAGUGUGGAUUUAUAUGUGUCAUGCGUCCUGCGGUUCUCAGGCGCUCAUCAUCACAAAGGACACAGGACCGGGGAGUGUAUGGCCUCCCUUCCUCCAUAUAACACCCACGUUUCUCGGUCUCUUGUCAUGCCUCUCUCGUGAUAUGCCAUUCCGCAAUUCCACAGGGAUACCUGCAACCUGUUUCCAACUUGACCUUCCCCGUUUUGUCCGCGAAACCUUCGGCUUGGCGGAAGAAAGACAUAUCUUUUCAGACUCUCCCUUUCCGUUAUUGUCCGUGUGGGAGAAAAAAUGGCGCAUGAGACCGCCACCGACAGUCUGCCGCCUCCUGAAGGCGCCUCUUCUGCUCCCUUGUCGCUGUCCUCUUGUUCUGACUGCUCUUCCCCUCCGGCUUCUUCUGGUGCCUGCUCUUUUUCUGGUUCUGUGUCCAUCUCAAGGCCACACACCCAGACUGAUUGCUACGCCUGCGGUGCUCCGCUGUCAAGUGGAGGGGGAGACAGAACGAAGAGAUCUCGGCCCGAGGCGUCUUCGCUUCAAGUUCGGAUGGACGCACGCUUCAUGCAGGGAAGGCGACCCAAACAGGAAGAUCGACACGUUCUCAUUUCGGACAUGAGCAUACUGGUCGAGGGCCAAGAUAAAGCAGCGAUUCAAGCCCUUAACUGUAGUCCAGCUGCGUUGGUUGCCCUCUUCGAUGGCCACUGUGGGGCGACGUGUUCGGAAUUUUGCGCCACCCACCUUCCGUCUCGCGUUGCUUCCUAUCUGGUGAAGCCCCUUCCAAAAUCAAAGCGUCAAAAGCUUUCGUACCAGCCCACCGCAGCUCCCAGCUCUGAGAGCGCCCCAUCAUCUGCCUCAUCUACAUCUGUGGCUUCCCCCCCCUCGUCCACCUCUGCCGUCUCGACGUCUUCCGCUCCUGCUUCCCCGGCGUCUGAAUUUCUCCUCAAGCUCCCUUCGUCUCUUCCGUCUUCGCUGGUCUGUCCCUUUCCUCUGCCCUCUGAGCAGGUGGGAGAAUUGUUUCUUACGCUGGGCCCGAGGAUCAUCUCUGCAUUCAAGCACGUCGACCGAGAGUUCCUCUCCAAGUUCCGCACUCUCAAAGUCGGCGGCUGCACCGCCGUUGUUUGUCUGAUUCUUGGCAACUUCGUCGUCGUUGCCUCCGUUGGAGACUCGCGCGCAGUCGCUGGAGUUUGUCACAAAACACGCCAAGCGCAAGACACCCACUUUCCAUCGCCUUUACUUCUCAACGACGAGAUCGAAAACCUGCCGGAGGGCACUUCAGAGAAAGAGGAAGACGGAGCAACGUCCAACGGUGCGCUCGCUCAGUUGCCUGCGUCUGCCCCUCCGCCGUCUUCGUCUUCGUGCUCUUCCAGAGGAAUCACAGACCUGCACAGGCGUCAGAUGAAACUGCGAGGGGGCCAGGAGGAGAGGCCUGAGGCGACACAAAGUGAAGAAGGCGAUGCGUGUGUCUGGGAGGCCAUCCGCGUCAGUCGAGACCACAAACCAAACCUGCCGGAGGAGAGAGAAAGGAUCGAAACAAACGGUGGCAGAGUUGUCGAAGUCGGAGGCGUCGCUCGCGUCGCUCCAAAGGGCUUCGAGGAGAGAGCGAAACAGAUCAAGAUGGAACAGUGCAUUAGUGGAGGAGCCUCCAAGCCACCGCCAGUUCUGAUGGCAGUCUCUCGAGGGUUCGGGGACAAAGAACUGAAGGAGGAGAACCUCAUCAGUGCGACUCCAGAUGUCUUCUGUUUUCAUGCAACGGAGAAUGUCCGCCUUCUCAUCAUUGCAUGCGAUGGAGUUUGGGAUGUCAUGACCGAUCAGGAAGCAGUUGAAAUUGCAGCACGCCAUUUGGACGAUCCAAAAGAGGCCGCUAGUCAAGUGGUUAAACGGGCAUUUGACCGCGGCAGCCAGGAUAAUCUGACAGCGAUCGCCCUUGUGUUUGAUCACUAAUUUGAUCAGUCUCAGGCAUAGAGAAAAACAAGAAAAAAUUUCUAUUGUUUCAUUGGUUACUCGUUGAGACGAGAUGGAUUUAUUUUUUCGUUCCUUGCUUGCUCGCUGGCGAACCGGGGAAACAAGUGUGGGAAAUCAGGAGGAAACGCUGAUGGAGUGAAGAAGCUGCAGCGGUCCUUCCUCGUUCCUGCUAUUUUUCUUUCGUUUUCAUCCGCCUCCUCGACCUUCCGUUUUUUCCUGUUGUCUUCCGUGAGGCGGGAAGCUGCUCGUGUGUCUUCUUGCUCGCGCGAUGCUGCCGGUGUUCGACGAGAUAUGGGCACAUGAGGGAAACACGACUUGUUGGCGCUUCCAUGUGAUGUUGGUCUCGUACCGGUCUGUUCAGUUUCGUGUAAUCACGUUUUAGUCCUUGGAGAUUGGUGAGACAGUAAGGGGAAGAGCACGAGGGGCUCCUUAUCCUGACGGUCCCUCCCCACGACUUUCCUCCCUUUUAUUCUUGUCUGUUUCUUUCCGCCCGUGUCAACAUCCAGUUCGUUUCGUGUAUGCUUGUGUACGAGCGUCGAGAUACGGGAUGUCACAACAAUGCUGGAACCGAAAACAAAUGCAGAGAAUGUCGCAGGUACCCGCUCCAUUAUUGCAUGGAUCUCAAGAUC